Tremella mesenterica DSM 1558 is the source of this 3354-nucleotide messenger RNA. RefSeq lists its product as uncharacterized. The coding region runs from base 1 to 3354 and encodes 1117 amino acids. Lineage: Eukaryota; Fungi; Basidiomycota; Tremellomycetes; Tremellales; Tremellaceae. The transcript has 2 exons. The record is from RefSeq and is a predicted model, not a curated record.
AUGUCGAUACCACCACCAUUACCUCCAAAAGAUACUCCCACUUCAAUAUUUUCUAACCCGUUCAACCAGUCUAUCGACCGACACUUACCUUUCAAAACUUCAAAAGAACAUCUUCCAUCUUCUUCACGAUCACCCGGUUCACCCCAGUCACCCAAUUCAUCAGGUCCCCAACCACCAGGUCCGCCCAAUUCACCCAGUUCACGUAACCUAGCUUUUCAAUCAGGCCCACACCUCGAAAAGACUACUAGUCAACGAAAUUACGAAAAUCUACCAGAACUCCCAACAUAUCCAAACCCUCGUGAAAGAACAACAUCAACAACUACAUCUUCUACCCAUACGACUAAUUCCAGUACAGGAAGAGUUUCACAUGCUCAAUAUGCUAGACCUGCAUCCGCUUCUUCACAUGUUUUGUUGAGUGCCAAUGAUCAUCAGACGGAAAUAACGAAUAGGAAUAUAGAACAAGAAUUGGAUAAUCGUUCUGGGUCGCCAUUCCCUUUACUUUCAAUCACCCCUUAUGACCAACCUGGACAAGAAAAUAUCUUUGAUACUCGAGUAAACACUACUAUCGACCAACUUCAUCCUAGAGGAAUCGACCUAUCUUCUGAAUUUCCAACCUCUCCAUUUACUCCACUUACUCCACUUACUCCAUUUGCACUGGCCGAUACGAGACAGCCUCAAUUGGGCCGAAUGUCUUUGGGUGAAAGUAGUCGUCUGGUCAAUCAUCCCAACGAUCCACAUCAUGAUAGAUUAUCUUUAGGUGAAAUCAGUCAUUUAGUAGAUUUCGAUGUACCAUCAACCACCGAGACUGAUAAACAUCAUAGAAACCUUUUAUCAGCCUUGGCUAGUCUUCCAUGGGCAGAACCACCUAUAUCGAAUGAGAAAGAAGGAAAUGGGUCUAGUUCGAGGCUCAUCGCCGUUCCUCAUAUCUCGACUUCAACUCUUCAUCGUGAACCUGUAUCUCCGCUCUCUCCUGUAAUCGAAGAUGAUCAAAAUAAUCAGCAUAACCAUCCUACUCGAUAUGUUCAUCCUGUUCUACAUAAUCAGAACAAUCAGGAUCCUCGACAUACUACGAAAGAAACCAAUACACAACCUAUUUACCCAUUCUUAUCCCGUGAUCCUGCUCUCGAAGGGAAUAAAACAUCUCGGAAUUCUAUGAUGAGUAAUAAAAGUGUACGAUCAUCUGUAGGUAGUACCAAAAGUGUUUUAUCUAAUUUAUCUCAACAAGUAGGAAGACAACUCGACAAUACUUUAUCUCCCCCUGUACCUGUACAAGGUAUACGAUCUACUAGUCCUCUGUCUCCACCCAUCCAGGGAGGACAACUCGACAAUGCUUUAUCUAACCAAAUACAAACACCACCACAAUUCCAAGUAUCUUCUUCUGGUAAUCAAGUGAACCCCUAUACACAAAAUCUAUCAACUAACGAGGUACGACCAGGAACGGAAGGUGUAGAUGAAGAAAGGAGAUUAUCAGCAUGGAGUGGAAUGGCAGAUAUUUCUUCUAUACAUGAUUCAAGUCCAUUACCAACUCCUCUAAGACAAAAUUUAGAAUUACCUCUUUCUUCUCCUUUACCAAGAAAUUCGAUUUUAAGAUCUUCACAUACACCUCCUCUUCAAAUUUAUUCAAGUAAUCCUUCUCCCAACUCCAUCAUACAUCCUCCUAGUCCAAAUCGAAAUCAUCCCUCUCCCAACUCCGUGACACAUCCUACUAGUCCAAAUCACCCAAAUCAUCCAUCUCAUCACCACAUUCCUCAUUCCCCGAACAACCCUUCUCAGAACGAACAUUCUUCCGAGACGCACGGGGAUUUCAUUUCUUUGAAUAGCGCAAUGGCAACUCGUUCUUCAUCUUCAUUCGCUUUUCUCUCUAGGACAGUAUCACUUCGUUCAAAUUCUAUGAAAUCUCAUAAAUCUAAUAAAUCCAACAAAUCUAAUAAAUCUAGUAAGUCUGUAAAAUCGACAAAAUCAGGAAAGACAAGUUCGAAAAGUAAGAAUGGUUCAGGAUCUGGAUCUGGCUCUGGAUCAGGGAAUGGAAAUGGAAUUGGUUUUGGGAAUGGAAGAAAAAGUUCGGUGAAAUUGAUCAAACGUUGGGAAGUGAGUUUAGCUAUGGUACCUGAGAUCCGUGGUGAUGAAUUGAAGAAAAGAGAGGAAUUGAUGGAAUUGAAAAGUUUAGUGGGAAGAGCUGAAGUUUUGGAAAGAAUGUUGAGGGCUGGUAAGAGGGUCUCAAACACAUCCAUCCGUUUCGCUUCAACCUCCUCACCUUACAGUCGUCCUCCUUCCCUUCAAUCACUAGCUAGAGCACUCACAAGAUCAUCUACAACACAUACUAAACGUUCUUCCCUCGCUCGACCAUCCACUUCAGCUUCUUCUAGAUCUGGAACCGGUCUCAGUCUAAGACAGAAACUAUCAAGAAGAUUAAAAAGGACAGAAAGUAGAGAAGAUAUGUUUACAGAGUUAGGUAGUGAUGAAGAAUUACCAGCUGUUCCUCAAUUACCAACUAAUCGAAGUAUUUCUCAGAAAUUCGAAACUAUAGAAACUAUAAAUACUCAAGAUGAUCUUGGUGACAGUUCAAAUUCCAACAUGAAUCAGUUGAACACGAAGCAAGUUGGUAAAGAUCAACAUUCAGGAUAUAUGGGUUUAUUUCGAUCUAUGACAAGUCAGAAAGAAGAUGAUGGUUUUCGAUCGAUUUAUGGUUCAAAGAAUAAGAAUAAGAAAAUGGAUAAAAAUCAAGAAACUCAACAGACUUUAAAAGAUGUGACAAUCAAAGGAAAAGGAAAAGGAAAAGGAAAGAAUUUACAAGAUGAUCAUUCACUUCCACCUCCACUCCCACCAAAAGAUUUACCAGGUUGUAUGAUCAUUAAACCUAUUCGUGAUCCACUUGAAGAAUUGAAACCUACCAAAAUAUUUCUUCUUUCAGGACCUAAUUCACCCACACCACUAUUAUCGAAUUUCCAAGAUUUCAAUUCUAUUCCUCAACACCAAACCACUCGAUCCAAGUUGACGAAUCAUCACCAAUCUCAAUCAACAUCUACCAAUCUUGAUACAGACACGGAUAGAAUCAGAAGAGCUGGGAAUGAUAAUCGUGAAAAUAGACACGAUAGAGAAGAAACAGAUAAUCAUCCUCAAUACCCUUGGUCAGAUACUGAAAAAUUACAAUAUAUACCUCAAAGUCCUCAUUUAGGUCAUAGGAGUCCAGGAUGGAGAAAUCGACAAAGUAUUUUGAGUUAUAUGACAACUGGGAAUUGGGAUGAGAAAAAAAGGAAGAAAUGGAGGAUCGGAUUGAUGGUGUUAAGUGUUAUAGGGGUUAUUUUGAUCGUCGGUUUAUUGGCUGGUUUGUUGAGUAAAAGAGAGGUUUCGUAG